AAACAUGGCUGGGUUACAGAAGAAGGGACACAGCUGCUCUUAUUAGGACAAAUUCCAGGGGGAAACAUCCGUCCGAUUUUCAUAUGAAAGUAUCCAGCCUUCAAAGUUUUCCUCCUGUUUUUUGCGGGGCUUGUUCCAUGUGAAGACAGAGUAAAGACAGAAUCAUGCACAAGCUCUCAAGGGCAACGCUGUGCCUAAACGGACUUGGUCGGUGUUUAAUUGCAGAAAAGUAUGUAUCUGCUAUAAAAAUCACCAGCAGAGGAUUUGUGUGUGCAGAACAUAGGGACGAGUCUGGCAAAAAUGAGGUUUAUGAUGUUAUUAUUUCCGGGGGAGGAAUGAUUGGAUCUGCAAUGGCAUGUUCCUUGGGCAUGGAUCCCAACUUGGAGGGUAAGAAGAUUCUUCUCCUUGAAGCUGGCAACAAGAAAGUGAUGGACAAGGUCCCAGACACCUACAGCACCAGAGUCAGCUCCAUCAGUCCAGGCUCCGCCUCCCUCCUCACGGGUAUUGGAGCAUGGGAUCACAUCACACAGAUGAGGUGCAAACCCUAUAAAAAGAUGCAGGUUUGGGACUCCUGCUCAGAUGCCCUGAUCACAUUCGAUAAGGACAACCUGGAGGACGAGAUGGCAUACAUCGUGGAGAACGACAUCGCUGUGGCUGCUUUAACUAAACAGCUGGACAGCCUUUCUGAUAACGUGCGAGUUCAGUACAGGUCCAAGGUGGUGAAGUACGCAUGGCCGAUGCCCCACCAGGCAGCUGACUCUAUCCCAUGGGUCAAGGUCACGUUGGCCAGCGGAGAGACGGUUCAGACCAAGCUGUUGAUCGGUGCAGACGGACCAAACUCAAUGGUGCGCCAGGCCCUGGGGAUACCCACAGUCAAGUGGAAUUAUGACCAAUCAGCUGUGGUCGCUGUGCUGAAUCUAUCAGAGCCCACAGAGAACAAUGUCGCAUGGCAGCGGUUCCUCCCAACUGGACCCAUUGCAAUGUUACCGCUGUCGGACACAGAGAGCUCUCUGGUGUGGUCGACCAGCCAUCGGCUCGCAGAGGAGCUGCUGGAGCUGGAUGAGGAGAGCUUUGUCGACGCUAUCAACUCUGCCUUUUGGAGUAAUGAGAACCAGUCGGAGCUGAUUGAGACGGCCGGCUCUCUGUUCCGCAGCGCCCUGUCUGUCUUAAUGCCGUCCGCAGGUUCACCUCGACAGCUUCCCCCCAGUGUGGCGGGGAUCAGCCCGAAGUCCAGGGUCAUGUUUCCUCUGGGCAUGGGUCAUGCCUCAGAGUACAUCAGGCACCGCGUAGCUCUCAUUGGGGAUGCAGCCCAUCGUGUCCAUCCUCUGGCGGGUCAGGGAGCCAACCUAGGCUUUGGGGAUGUGGCUUGCCUCACAAAGAUCCUGAGCCAGGCAGCCUUUGACGGGAAGGACUUGGGAGCAAUACAGCACCUGUUAGAAUAUGAAACAGAACGCCAGCGGAAAAAUCUUCCCAUGAUGGCCGCCAUCGACCUGAUGAAGCGCCUUUACUCCACUAACGCCGCUCCCGUGGUUCUCCUACGCACCUUUGGUCUGCAGGCCACCAACAUGAUCCCAACGCUAAAAGAGCAGAUCAUGUCAUUUGCAAACAAGUGAUGCAUUCGUUUUCAGUGGAUCUUUAAAGAUUGUAAGUUUCAGAGGCUGUAAAAUGUGUGAAUGUAGAAACAAUUAAAUACUAAGAUAUAUUUUAA
Messenger RNA from Notothenia coriiceps (black rockcod), 1708 nucleotides. It is a transcript of the gene coq6, whose product is annotated as coenzyme Q6 monooxygenase. Gene Ontology annotation, biological process: ubiquinone biosynthetic process. NCBI's taxonomy places the organism in Eukaryota, Metazoa, Chordata, Actinopteri, Perciformes, Nototheniidae. The record is from RefSeq and is a predicted model, not a curated record. The transcript has 12 exons. The coding region runs from base 165 to 1613 and encodes 482 amino acids. Gene Ontology annotation, cellular component: mitochondrion. Gene Ontology annotation, molecular function: FAD binding; 4-hydroxy-3-all-trans-polyprenylbenzoate oxygenase activity.